AGUCGGUGAUAAAAGAGCUGUGGAAAAAGACUCGGAAAGCGCUGGCAUUGACGUGUCUUCAGACAGCGAAAGUGAACCAGAACCUGCAAAAAUAUUCCACAGACGAAUCUCAACGAACAAAGACAUUCGCACAUCGACAUGUACAAAGCAAGGAUUUCUGCACAAGCAGAGCAAUUUCCAGAGAUGGAAAAGAAGGUUCUUCAAACUGAAAGGAAGAAAACUGUACUAUGCAAAAGAUACUAAGUCAUCAAUAUUUGAUGAGAUAGAGUUGACAGAUCUAAGUGUGGCAGAGUGCAGUACAAAGAACAUCAAUCACAGUUUUCAGGUGAUAACCCCGUUCCGAAAUCUUGUUUUAUGCGCUGAGAGUAGGAAAGAGAUGGAGGAAUGGAUCUCAGCUCUCAAACAGUCCUCAAAACGAGAAUAUGUUGAGGGCAAUGAUACUCAAAGAGAGAUGAUGUCUGGACUACACAACUGGUACACGUGUUCACAUGCACGGCCUACUUACUGUAAUGUAUGUAGAGAAGCACUUUCUGGUGUUACGUCACAUGGUCUUUCAUGCGAAGUGUGUAAGUUUAAGGCACACAAGCGUUGUGCAGUGAAGGCUCAGUCUAAUUGUAAGUGGACAACUCUGGCAGCUAUUGGAUCUGAAAUUAUAGAAGAUGAAGAUGGGGUUGCUAUGCCCCAUCAGUGGUUAGAGGGAAACCUCAAUGUUAGUUCUAGAUGUGCUGUAUGUGAUAAAAUUUGUGGAAGUGUCCGAAAGUUACAAGAUUGGCGUUGUCUGUGGUGCAAAGCUACUGUACAUUCCACGUGUAGAGAUCAGUUACCAAAGAAAUGUCCAUUUUCUCAGUGUCGUGUUUCUAUUUUACCUCCUACAUCAAUAGACAACAUAGAUCUGGACGGUUACUGGGAGGCCAUGAGACCUCCGGGAACCAGCCCUCUACUUGUAUUUGUAAAUACAAAAUCGGGUGAUAAUCAGGGUGUAAAAUUUCUACGAAGAUUUAAGCAGCUAUUGAAUCCAGCACAGGUGUUUGAUUUAAUGAAUGGUGGACCUCAUCCAGGAUUACGUUUAUUCCAAAAGUUUGACCAGUUUCGAAUUCUUGUAUGUGGAGGUGAUGGUAGUAUUGGCUGGGUGCUUUCUGAGAUUGAUAAAAUGGAUCUUCAUAGACAGUGCCAGAUAGGUGUGUUGCCGUUUGGCACGGGUAAUGACCUGGCACGAGUUCUGGGGUGGGGAUCAGCAUUUGAUGAUGAUACUCAACUUCCAGCCAUAUUAGAGAAGCUCGAACAUUCUCAAAUCAAGAUGCUAGAUAGAUGGAGUAUAUGGACUUACGAAGGCUACAUGCCACCUCCAAGAAAACUUUCGCAACAGUUUGACCCUAUUUCGCAGUAUGAAGAUUCAGUGGCCAAUCACCUGUCAAAGAUUCUACACUCUGAAGAUCAUUCCACAGUUAUAUCCUCAGCAAAGGUUUUAUGUGAAACAGUGAAAGAUUUUGUGGCUAAAGUAGGGAAAGCACACAGCGAAAAAAGUGAUGACAGUGAUAUAGCUGAUAAGUGUGCCAUACUUAACGAGAAAUUGGAAAGUUUGCUCAAAACAUUGAAGGAAGAGGCUCAAGCAUCAUCACAGCUGGACAGUGAUGAGGCAGUUGUGCAUAAUGAUCCAGAAAGCAUUACAUCUGACCCCGGGUUGACCCCUGACAACCACGUUACCAAUGACAACAUAGACAUCGACAGUGACAACAUUAAUCCUCCGUUCCCCAUGGACAACAGAUUAACUGAUAAUGAUAAUAGAAAUUCUUACGUUGCCAUGGAUACGAAUAACACUUCUGUUUCCAAGGGCAACAGAACUAGUGCUAGUAUAGACAUUAGAAAUGUGAAUAAUGGUAAGGAGGGCAGAUACCAUGACAACCGCGAGGUAACAUUUGAAAGUAGGGAGGGAACAAGAAUGAGCAAGGAUCGAGUGAGAGUUCAAGGUCCAUUGGCUUCCAGUAUGAAACCCAAACCAACAAUAUUUAAACCUCGAGAUGCACUCAUGUCAAGGGCAAACAGUCUCAAGAAGGCAAUCAGACAGAUUAUAGAGCAUACUGAGCGAGCUGUGGAUGAACAAAAUGCGCAGACAGCAGAACAAAGUCGGCUUCUUCGUGGUUCUGGAAGCUCUAUAGAUCUUGUAGAGCCUUUCAAGCAAUGUGGUCUGCAGGCAGGCAGCCCAAACUCGCGCUCAGCACCUAGUUUCUCAGUUUUUACUUCCGAGGCUCAGAAAUCUCCAGAAAUUGAGAUAAAGAAGUUUGAUGGUUCACAAUCACCGACAGUUUGUAGUUCACGUCGCAUCAGCAGCAUGUCAACGUUCAACAAAUCUGCUAGCGUAGGUUCUAAUCUCGACUACAAGCCACCGACGAAAGAAAACAUUCCACGACACAGUGGUCUCCCUUCAUUUCCAUUUGCAAAUUAUCCUAUAUUACCUAGUUUAAGCAGCUCUAUAGCAGGGAAACUUGCAGGAGGGAGUUUUAUCAGUAAAGUACUACUGGCCAAUGCUGAUGCACUGUGUGCUGCAGCCUCACCACUUCUUGAAGAAGAAAUUCCAUUGGAGGAGUAUACAGAAAAGUGUGUAAUGAACAACUACCUAGGUAUUGGCCUCGAUGCGAAGAUCACAUUGGACUUCCAGAACAAACGGGAUGAACAUCCAGAAAAAUGCAGGAGUCGAACAAAGAACCUCAUGUGGUACGGAGUGCUAGGUGGGAAGGAGAUAUUGCAAAAGACAUAUAAAAAUUUUGAUCAACGGGUCCAACUCGAGUGUGAUGGUCAACGAAUUCCACUACCAAGUCUUCAGGGAAUUGUCAUUCUCAAUAUUCCAAGCUUUGGAGGGGGAUCAAACUUCUGGGGUGGUACCAAAGAGGUUGAUACUUUCUCGGCUCCAAGUUUUGAUGAUAAGAUUCUUGAAGUUGUAGCAGUAUUUGGGAGUACACAGCUGGCUGUGUCUCGAGUAUUAGAUUUACAACAUCAUAGAAUAGCACAGUGUCGUACAGUGAAGAUUAUGAUUAUGGGAGAUGAGGGUGUACCUGUACAAGUUGAUGGAGAGGCCUGGAUACAGCCUCCAGGUUAUAUACGUAUUGUCCAUAAAAAUCGGGCACAGAUGCUUACCAGAGAUAGGUCAUUUGAAACAGUAUUAAAGUCAUGGUCAGAGAAACAGAAGCUGGAGCCGAUGGCAGCACAGAAACCGGACUCUCUGAAUGCUGAGGAAACAGAAGCCCUGCAGAAAUUUGUGGAAGUGGCAUCUGCCUUAAUAAAAAUAGUAAAAGUUGCCUCCCUUACAUACAGCUCAGUAGAACAGGAGUUGUUUCCAUUGGCAACAGGAGCAUCCGAGUACCUGGACAGGUUAUACCCAUCAGGACGUCUUUUAGAGCCAACACUAAGAUGUCAGGUGAUAGAUUUUGUACACAGCGUUCGACAGCUAACCAACGAAACAAGUAUAUUCUUAACAGACAAGGCUCCUGAACUUAGGAUUCGUUUGGACAUUGAGGAGAAACUUAGUCAUUCCCUGUCUCAAGUGGAGGAGGAGACAAAACUAGUGAUGGAAAUGUGCAAUAUUCCUUCUACACCUAUAUCUCAGGAAGAGUUGCUGGCAACUGUGGAGAUUAAACCAAGACCAAAGCCAGGCAAGUUUAAACAAGUGGUUAGUAAGCUGAAAGGCAAAAAGGACAAAGAUAAACCUUACAUUCCAUUAUUAUACAAUGUUAACUCAUGGACAGCAGAAGAUGUGGGUCAGUGGUUGGACAACAUGUCCCUGUCAGAAUAUAGAGAGUCUUUCAUCAGACAUGAAAUUCGAGGAACUGAGCUACUCAGUCUAGAUAAAACAGAUAUACAGGACCUUGGUGUACACAAAGUUGGACAUCUUAAGAGGAUACAGCACGGUAUCAAAGAGCUUGUGAACAGAAUGGCUGCUAUGGGAAAAUAUUGCAACUACUGAAAUUUAUGUGGAAAAUCUUCGCUUGCUUAUAUUGAAAUUUUACAUGAAAAUAUUUUGCAGCUUUUGAUAUCUGAAAGGAUUUUCUUUUAUGACUACAAAUGUAUCACAUUUAACAUGAAAAAUGUGGCAGUUAUUGAAAUUAACAUUUUAAAUAGUUGCACUUGUUGGAAAUUCAAAUUAAAAAGCAAACUUUUUAAUCUCUGAAAUUUAACAUGAAAUUUUUUACAUUUUUUGAAUUUUUUUUUUUUUUUUUUUUUAAAUUUUAUGUACCAGACUUUGCAGAUAAAAUUUCUCAUUCCAUGAACUGGUGAAGAUAUAUAUUAUAGUGAAGAAAAAUCAGUAACUCAAUGUUUUCAGUUUAAUUUGACAUUCUUUACUUUCAAAACAGUAUAGCACAUCCAAAACUGACGCAUUUGUGAUAAUUUUAUAUAUAAUACAAUUGAAAAUGGAAGAACAACUUCAAACUGAUUUUAAUUUAUUUCCAACUAGUUUUGGCUUUCAAUGCCUUCAUCAGGGGUAUAAUGUUUACAUAGUAACCAAAGAAAAUGUUGAAAAUUUAAUUUAAGAAGAUAAGAUUUGAGUUAUAAUCUUAUUCAUAAGUUUCAUUCAAACGAUUUUGUUUAAGUAAUUUGGCCUGUAAUGAAAAUCGGUAUUUUCCUGUCAAUUACAUAUUCUCCAUAUGUGACAUACUAUGUAGUUAAGGAAGCCAUGCGCUUGCAAGAGCUGUGUUAUGACUGAAGAAUGCCGAAAAAAUCAUACGAGAAUAUGAAAUUGUGGUGAAAUUACUGAUUGUCCUUUAGGGGCUCGUUACCUUAAAACUGUACAUCACAGAGUUAGUACAUAUGAGCCGUGCCAUGGGAAAACCAACAUAGUGGGUAUGCGACCAGCAUGGAUCCAGACCAGCCUGCGCAUCCGCGCAGUCUGGUCAGGAUCCAUGCUGUUCGCUAAUAGUUUCUCCAAUUCCAAUAGGCUUUAAAAGCGAACAGCAUGGAUCCUGACCAGACUGCGCGGAUGCGCAGGCUGGUCUGGAUCCAUACUGGUCGCAUACCCACUAUGUUGGUUUUCUCAUGGCAUGGCUCAUAUUAAGUACAUGUGAAUUAACAAGUGGUUGUUUUGUUCUAUUGUUUUUAUUUUGGCAAAAAUUCAUGUUGUGAUGAAAGUAGUACAUUUUUGGUUAUAUAUUUGUGAAAGAUAUAAGUUUGAGAUACGAACCCGCAAACCAGAUAGAGCUGGUUUAUCAUUUUUUAUGUCUUGUGUUGUUUUUAUACAAACUUAGUAGAUCUAGUGUGUUACAUAGAUAGGAUAUUUGUGAUUUUGCAUUUAAGCCGCACCAUGAGAAAACCAACAUAGUGCAUUUGCGACCAGCAUGGAUCCAGACCAGCCUGCACAUCCGUGCAGUCUGGUCAGGAUCCAUGCUGUUCGCUUUCAAACCCUACUGCAAUUAGAGAAACCGUUAGCGAACAGCAUGGAUCCUGACCAGACUGCGCGGAUGCGCAGGCUGGUCUUGAUCCAUGCUGGUCGCAAAUGCACUAUGUUGGUUUUCUCUUGGUGAGGCUCAUUUAUAAAAACUUAUUUUUGAAGAAUGAUAAUCAUUUUUUAUAAGUUAUCUACAGUUUUGUAGAAUGUUAAAUGGCAAAGAAUGUUUCUACCCUGCCUUUAAAUAUUUGCUAGUUUUUGAUACUUUUGUAAUGUUUUACUAUAAUGAUAUAAUACAGCCCUCUACUCCUUGAUUUUGAAAUAUUCUUUAUCAUGGUAGGUUUAAUAGCUUUCAUUUUAUGAGGUGCAGUAGGUCAGAAUUAACCUUUUUAACCUUAAGCCUGCAGUCGGCAACUGAUUCUGCCAUUGCGACCAGUGCAGACCAAGAUCAGCCUGCACAUCUGUGCAUGCUGAUCAUGGUCUGCACUGUUCGCUAUUCAGUCAGUAGAUUUUCAGUGAACACCCCUUAAAAUAAUAAAUGGUAUUGCCCAAAUUGAAUGAUAGACCAGUCCAUUUUAGAAAUUUAGCAGGGUAAAGGUUAAUAAGGUUAAGAGGGGCAGAAAAGUGUUUAAAUGAUGUGUUUUCAAAAAUAGAAAGCAAAAAUACAAGCUCUGUAUCCGUACUUCUAGAGGUUGAAAUUACAUGCUUGUAUCGGUAUGCAGAGGAUUUCAUUUGUGGAUUUUGUAUAGCAUCAAAGGUGUCAAAAUUGAGGACGUCGUAAUUUUCAUACAGUUAACCCACACAUGUUUCAAUAUAAUUGUAAAACAGAAAAUGGAGUGGGGAUGAUAAUGAAGCAAGUAGUUCUAUAAAAAAAAUGAAACAAUACUAAAAAGGUCAACACCAACACAAUAUUAACAAUAAUUUACAAUUUAUUCUAAGUAAAAUGGAUGUUAUGAAUUGUCAAAAAGGCAUAAUGCUAAAUGGCAGACUCAUACCUGUGAUAAACGCAUAAUAAUGCAUAGUUGACAAAACAUCAAAAGAAAUGUAAACAAAAACCAUAGUAUUGAUUCUAGGCUGUAAGUACUUCCUGUAGAAAAUACGUAAAUUAUAAAAGAUUUUCGGACACUUCUCAGCAGAGAGAAUGUCUAGUUUCCACUAAUAGACAAACCUGUCUUCAAAUGUCUUUCUCUGUAUAACUGACAUAUGACGAAGACGGAAAUCUUUUCCAUGUAUGUCUUGUUAUAUGACGUCUUUCAUUAUAAAUCAUAAUUUUGUGUGAAUGAAAACCGAUAAUGUGAUCUUCAUGUAGGCCGAAAUAUUGUUACCCCAGAGACUAAUGUCGGGUCAAAGUUGGGCAUGUCUUAUUGUACCACUUGGCAAUCUAAUUGUUUGUAAAACAUUUUAUAGUAAAAUGCAUUAUUUGGAAAUGACAACACUUGUAAAUUAUUGAUUUGUUUUAAAUUAUAAGGUAAGAUUAAAGUCAUGAACAUUAUUGCCCAAAUUGCUUGGUUUAUAAACUGUUGGAUUGAUAAAUAAUGGGGUCUCUGAUUUUCAGCAAAUGUGUAAACUGGGCUCCACAAAUCUUCCAUAAAUUGCAGCAUAAAUUCCAAAAGUUGAUGAGUUAUGAAGGAAAGAAUAUUUUGAAGGGCCUCUCUGAUCUAUGUUGAGAUGAUUUGCACAAGUUUUUUUUUAUCGAACUAUAACAUAUUCAAUUCUACCAGUGUCUAGAAUUCGAAAUAUUGUACCAAAAAAUGCUUUUUCUACCAGUGCUUAUCGAAAAGUGAUAAUAUGUACACUCACUGCAUUUAGAGUAUACUGUUUAUUAUAGAUCUAUUUUUCUACAAUUAUCUGAAAAUCUUUGUCAGUUAAAUUAUUUUGUAUUUAUUAUGAAGAUAUUGUUUUCUCAUUUUUUAUUCAUCUCAAAUGUAUGUUUUUUUUGUAUUUUGAUAAAUAUUCCAUUAGAGGUUUCAGCAUUAAGUGUCUGUGUAUCUGAUUGCUGUGUGUAGAUGAAAAAGCUGUUCUUAGUUGAGCAAUUUUAAGUACACAUGUACUAAAUUCAGAAGUUAAGUCUUCUAGAUGUAUGAUUGCUUCAAAGCUGUUAUAACUGCUUCACUUAGGUUAUAUUUAGAUCUUAUGUAAUCUUCUUAUAAUUAAGAUCUUCAAGUUCUUUCUUGUAAUUCUUAUGUAUACACUUAUAUUGGGUUGAAUGUUGUGCCAUACAAACAAGCAUUCACUGAAGGUAGACACUAUUUUCCAUUUAUUAAAGGGCAAUUAUGUGCUUUAAAUGGUUAUGGACACUUCUUAACUGAUAUUGUCAUGCCCUUAUGUGAUACUUUAGUAAGAUACUGUUAGUUCAGUCAGAUAUAAUGACCCAUGAAAUGCUCUACAUCUGGGACCAGUGUAUGAGCAUGCCUUCGGGCCAAUAUAUAGUCCAAUAUAGGUUUAGUUAGUGCAAUAAUCAGUUUAAUGUCACGGUCAUAGCCAUUUUUAGAGUUGUUUGUUUUAUACCUGAAUAUAAUUGUACAUGUGUGCAGUUAUUGGCACAGUGUACAGUGUGCCAAUAAUUAGUUAUCAUUCAAGCUUCAAGUUACUACCAUAGGCUAUAGGAUUCUGUCCUGUACAAGUUUGUAACUAUUUAUUAUAGGGUAUACAACAUUUAGUUAUAUUAUUCAGAAUAAAGAUGUAUGUGCUGUAUUUGAUUUUGCUCAGCUAAUUUAAAAGAUAUGCUUUUUUGUUUCUAAUUGUUUUGUGUGUAAAAUUCAAAUGGAUCAUUUGAUCUUUUGUAUGUUUUUGUAUAUCAUGCUGGUUGCUGUAUUAAGUGUAGCAUUGUAGAGUAACAUAAGAAAUGUUUGUUGUAUUUUGAAAAUAUGAUGAAAAGAAAAUGAGACUUAAUACACAUGCACCAAUUUGGAGUUAGUUGUAUCUAAACUUCUUUGCUUAACGUUAAAACUUUCUUAAUUUGAAGGAAACAGUUGUAAGAGAAAUGUUGUACUGACAUCUUUUGGCUUAAAUAAGUAAUCUUGAUGUUCUCAAAUCACACCAGGGCGUCUGGGGUCCUCCUCCACCAUCAAAACCUGGAAAAGUGGCCAUAUCACCUAAAUUGUGUCUGUGUGACUGUGAAUCCAACAAAAACAAAAAACAAAUCAAAUUAUCCAAAGUUUUACCAGAUAGCAGGUUAUUAUUGGGCUAGAGUUAAACCUGAUAUUGUCUUAUUUCCGUGUGAAUCAGUCAUUCUUAGUAUUAAGGAGGUAGGUUACCUUCAUAUUUGUAUGUGCGCAUGUCUAACCGGAAGCUAACGUGACGAUUUACGACGACGUUUACGACAAACUAAAUGUGUUUGUAUAUUCAUUCUUCUGAAAACAAAUCAUGAACCUGUCUUCGAUCUGAUGCUUUAUGGUUUAAUAAUGCAGAAAUAAUGAAUAAAUUGCCGCAGAAACGCUUCAAAACAAUGUUGCCUUAAAAUGACGUCAUUGACGUCAUGUGUCAGUUACCGCGCAAAAUUAAUAGCUUUUAUCUUGAAAGUACGUAAUUCUGUGCAUUUUCUUUAUUCAAACUAUUUUCAAAUAACCAUUAUUUGCUGAAAUAUUUUUAUGAGUCUUUUGCUCUGAAUAAUAAUCAAUAUUUUGCUUCUUUUAUGUAGUUACAUUGAAAUGUUAUGCGGAAUGUACGAAAAUGGAUGAUGGUAACCAAUGUUAUUUGGAAUAUAGUUAGGUGAGAGGUUACUUGUUACGGCCAUUUUCAAAUAAAAAAUCUAGCAGUUUGAUUUGUAAUACCUAUUUUUCAGGUUCCGUUGAUAAUUUGUUACUUAUAUACUAAAACUAAGAUCUAAAAUUGUUCAAAUUUCAGUAGAAAAUUGUGGUUUCUUGAAGCCCGUGACCUAUGUAUCUAAAGGUAAAAUUCAAAAGCGUUGACACUAGUCUAUUUAAGAAACACAGCUUCGGCUUUUUAUUUUCAUUUCAUCAAUAUCCAUGAGAAUAACAGUAGCAUGCUGAACGAUUUUUCCAUGAACAAUGCCAGACGAGGGGUACUGCUGUAAGUAUUCUAAGCUUAGAAAUGUGUUUGAAUAAAUGCAGAUAACACGAAAAUAUAACUUACGUUAGAAAUAAUAUGUUUUAAAGCUACAUCAGCUAGAAAGAUAAUCUUAUUCAAUAUUAUUUUAUAAGAAAUUACGACAAAAAGCAAGAUAUAAGCCAUUUUAAACAUCUCUGUUGUCAUGGUUACUUUAAACUUUAAGAAAAAUAGGGUACCAUGUAUAGUGCUUGGUAUUUUGCUAAUAAUAUUACCCAAAUAUUCCAUGUUGUUCAUUAACAGAAUGGCACUGAAGCCGUCGAAAACCCCUAUUUUUAUACAUAGCUGUCUAAAAAUGAGAGAAAAUGCGUUACCAUGGAAACACGAGCCCCGCGACAUAUACAUUUUAAGCUUAUAUUAGAAAGCUAACGUACAUACUAGUAAAAUUAUAGAUUAUGCUGACUUCUACGGAUAUCAAUGAAACUAAAAUACAGUGAAAAGUGUUAAAUAUCCAUAUUUUCCUUCUUCUUUCCAUAUGAAAUACCUUUGGAGGGUCAUGUUCUUCAAACCCGGAUAAAAACUGAACUUGAAGGAACAGAGACAAACGAAACUGAGAAUUUAGCAAUUAAAACUUCAUAUAACACGGACUACAAAAAGAUGUUGCGGUUCAACUAAUUUGAAUUUACCCUUGUAACAAGGUAACCUACCUCCUUAAGCACAUAGUUAUGUAACUCUGCUAUAGUAGGAAAAUUGUUCGUAAUUCUGAAGAAAAAGUGUAAAAAUGUAAAAGACACUACUCAAAUGACACUUAUAGCUGUCUCAAACCUCCUUUGAUAUCUCUUGUUUAGUCAAAGAUGGCAAUGUUAUUUGAUUGUUUUACAAUGCAGUACAAAUUUUAUUUAAAGUUGGUGCAUAUAUAAACAGAAAACAUUAGCAAUGUAUAGCUAUUUACUGACAAGUUUUAAAGAACACAUGCAAUCCUUCUUCACCACAUGUUCUCCAUAUAAAGUCAGAAUAAGUUUUUGUGUUCAUUCCACAAUUCAGUGUCUCAGAUAGUCUAAGUAAGUCAAAUCGGGUCAGUGUUUAUCAAAAUCUUUUUUUUACCAGACUUGGCAUUUAUUUAUAUUUUUUCUUGUGUUUUAUAUAUUAAACCAUAAACUUCUGCAGCUAGAUCUGCAACAUAACUGUAGUACCAAAUCUUAUAUCCCCCCCCUUCCCCCCCCCCCCCCCUCCCAACACACACACACAAUGUUCAGACUAACUGAUAGUUCUAAAAUCUAUUUAAUCUAUAACUUUGGAAAAUUUACACACCCAAAAUCUAGGUUAGUAAAACCCUUUUAAAUGUAUGUGCUGUUUUUAGCACCCUAUUACUGUAGUUUACCUUAUAAAUGACUUUUAUAUAUAUCAAUCUUGUACUGUCAAUAUUUUGUUCUAGGUGCUAUAAUGUGGUAGUCAUUGUUAUCAUUAUAUAGGUGCAAUAUUUACCAUUCUUACCACAAUACUGUGGCCUUGGCAUGAAACUAUUGUUUCUAUUUAUAGAUGCUUCUCCAGAGCACAUAUUAUCUCCCCUGGUCAGCAUGUUACUAUAUAUAGAUAUAGGUACUUUUUGCAUAGCAAAGAUUAUCUGCGCUAAUUAGCAUGUUACAGUUUUAAAAAAAGGCACAGGUUGUCUCCCCUGAGUGGCAUUUGAGGUUUCAAAAAGCACAAGUUAACUCCCCUGACUGGCAUGUCUGAUAUUAAAUCAUCCACAUUUCUUACAUUGAUGAGAAGUUUUGUCUACUGAUUAAAAAUAUUUUCAUAUAUUUUGUUGAUUUUCAAAGCUGUUACUCCAUGUGAGGAAUAUUGACCAAGAAAUGGCUGCCAGUUUUGACAAGGGAGGUAAUUAUUUUUACAAAAUGUUGAAUUGUGUAUAAUGUUUUAACAAGGGAGAUAAUAAUUUAAAAAAGGUUGAAUUGUGUAUAAUGUUUUGACAAGGGAGAUAAUUAUUUUAACAAAAUGUUGAAAUUGUUUGUAAAUAGAGGAGUAUUAUAUUAACUGUGCAAUAGUUGCAUGCUAAGAUUAUAAAAUUCAGUUUGUUGUUUCAUUACACAUUAUAUUAUUGAAAUAUAUUUUAUUCAGUUUUAUGUAACAGCAGUUUUCUUACUCAUUUAAUUUUAUAACAGAUAUAAUAUUAGUUAUAUUUUUUCACACUCUUUAUUAUAAUUUUUUUUAAGGUUAUGGUUGAAGGAAAUAGGUAUGGUAGAUUAUUAUUGGUAUGUAUGGAAGAGGUAAUGUCAGGUUGUUUAGGAAAUUAUGGAUUUAUGUUGAUGUCUACACAUGUGUUGCCCCCUUACACAUAUGUAUAUGCAGUUGGACUAAAUGUGUGUAAAAAAAAAGUUCUAUAUGCUACUUGUCCAGUGUACAAACACAAGUUAAGCGUGUUUAAAAUGUAAUAGAAGCAAACAGAAUAAUGAACUGUAUUCAGAUACAUUUGGACAUGCUGAUUUAAUUGUUUUUCUCAUAAUUUUGAUGCACAUACAGAAGUAAUGGUAUACCAGAUUCCAUUCCAUUCCUACCUGGUGCUGUGGUGAACAAAAGUUUGGGUUUGCAGAAUGAGAAAUAAAGAUGCCCUGAGCUGUAAACUCGAAAUUUUCUUGAUGUAAUAUGCACUUAUAAGACGCUUUUUCCUUUUCGAACUGGAAAUAUGACACGUAAAAAUGUAUGAUAUCUCGUGUGUAAUCUAUUUCUGUGUUUCAUGAAAGUAUGUCCUGUUUCUUGUUUUGGCUAAAGUAUAACCUUUUUCCUGGUUCAUGGAAAGUACAACCUGUUUCUUGAUUCUUACAAAGUAUAAGUUAAUUUUGGGUUCACUGGAAAAUAUAACCUGUUUCACAGAAUCAUGAUUAUAUUCAGUGUUUGUAUUCUUGAUAAGUAGCAUAUAUUUUAUGUACUUUGCAAGUUUAAUUGUUCUUUAGCCUUUAGCCUGCUGGUGGCAAGUGAUUCUGCCAUUGCGACCUGUGCAGACCAAUCUGUGCAGGCUGAUCAUGAUCUGCACUGUUCGCUAUUCAGUCAGUAAAUUUUCAGUGAACACCCCUUUGAAUAAUAGAUGGUACUGCACUAAUUGAAUGCUGGACCAGUCCAUUUUAGAUAUUUAGUAGGCUAAGGGUUAAAUUAGGGUAGUUCAGAAUGUAUCUUUUAAAGCUUUUUAUACUCAUAGCUUAUAAUGGAUAAUAUUUUUACAAUUUGUAUUCAUAUGCCAUAAACUUAAUCAUUCCAAAGAAUCUAUUUUUUCAUUUUGUAAUCUGUAUUUUUGUCUUUUGCCUCUUGUGCUGUUGUAAAUUAUUAUAAAUGUACGCAAGGUUACGUGUGACAUUGAAAUAUACAUUCUUACUGUACAUUUUGUGAGCAUACAUGCUAUGUGAUUCACUUUUUCCGUAAUAUGGGUUUUACUUCACUUUUCUUUAGGUGUAAGACAGUACCAUUGAUAUAUCAUUUUGAAGACUUCAAAGGGAGGUAAUAAGAACUAUUUAAAUUUCAAGAUAUCUUGUAUAGUGUGGAAUUUAUCAUCAAUUUUGAUUUUGAUAGUGUAUUUUCCUUUGUAAAGCUCAAUUUUUUAAAAUUUGCAACUUUGACCUGUUUUUCAGAAUUGUCAUGGGCCAAAAUUUUAUUAGGGGAUUUUUUUUUUGUUCGAUUACUUCUCAAAUUCUUCAAGUUCAGAAAUCAAACUGUUCCUAACACCACCCCUGUUAACCUGCAGAAAGAUGUAUCAUUAAUACCUAGAUAUUGCAAAAUAAAGAAGAAAUUUAAAGUAAAACGCUGAAAACAGAUUAAGUGAAACAAACAGUAGGUUGCAUUUUUGUUUUUCUGUGUUAGUACUGUUGUAUCAGCAUUAUAUACAAGCAAGUAAUGGAGAAUAUAUAAGAAUCUUUAUUGAGCCCAAUCAGAAAGUUUGGUGACAUUUUAGGUCCUGGUACGCCGUAAAACCCAAAUAAAUAAAUAAAUAAAUUGUGGAAUAUGUUUUGUGGUUGAGGGAUGUUAGAUUGUAUAAUAGCUUUAAUAGUGGCUGCGGUGUUUAUUUGUGAAUGACUGAGAUAAAUUUCAAGGUUGUUACGAAAACUUAUCUUGUCACCGUACUGGUGUGAAGAUCUUUUUACAAGUUUAAGACGUGGAACAUUGAUUGAGCUUUGGAGAUACAAAAAUGUUCAACUUUAAUGAAAAAUUUUGUAGGAAGUAUUUGUUAGUGACGCCUACAUCUAUGUAAAAUAUUCCGUAAUAGAGUAAAAGUCAUUAUGUUAGCUGUAUGUUAAGUGCUUUUCACACUCACACAAUUUAAAUUUUGAAAAUAGUGGUACAUUGUAUUUGAUUUUUGAAGUCUGAAACUGUUCCAUGUGUAUUUUCAUUAUUUCCCAGUCUAACCUUACUAGUGGUAAUAUGUUCCAUCAUGAAAUUUAAAGUUCUUUUACCUUCAUGGUAUAUUUUGAAGUUUUGUGAAACCUACGGACUGUCUGUGAGGUAUCUAUGAAAUUCAUAUGAAACUUGCUUCUGGUUUUAAUGUAUUUAAAAUGAUUAUGGUAAGUUUUUUUUUGUGUCCUCACAGUAUCAACAGUUGUAAGGCAUAUAGUCUUUUUUGAAGAUUUGAUUUGUAAAGAAAAUUUAAAAUUUGAAAUUAGGUUGGAAUUUAUUUUUGACUGUAAGUGACAUUGAGAUGAGUAUCCUGUCUUACAGAAUAUGGUAUGUCUGUUUACAGAAUGUCUAGUGAAUAUCAUUGACAUUCAUAAUUGUUAAAUCUACGCAUUCAAUUUCUAAUUUUGAGUACAAAUGUCUUGUACAAGGAAUACCUUCAGAGUACAUGUAUGUUGUAUAUAUGUGAAAUUAGUGGUUUUUGUCCUUCAUUGUGAAAACUUGUAUAUGUUUCAUUACACAGUAUAUGUAGCAUUUAAAAUUGUUACAGUGCACCAACAGUGUAUCAGUGAAACUAUAUAUUAUAUUUUCCCUCCAUUAUAAUGUUUCAAUGAAAUUAUAUAUGUUUCCUCUACACUACAGUGUAUCAGUGAAACUUAAUAUGUAUCUCUAACACUACACUGUAUCAUUUGAAACUAUACGUGUUUUCCUACACAGCAAAAUAUCAGUGAAAACAUAUAUAUGUUCCCAUACAUUGCAGUAUAUCAGUGAAACUACACUGUACCAGUGAAACUUACAUAUGUUCCACUACACAACAGUGUAACAGUGAAACUUGCAUAUGUUUCCCCUAAUUUACAAUGUACUGGUGAAACUAUAUAUGUUUUCCCUACCUUACAGUGUAUCAGUGAAACAAUAUCUGUUUUCCCUAUAUAACAGCGUAUCAGUGAAACUAUACAUGUUUUCCCUACAUUACAGAGUAUCAGUGAAAAAUUAUAUGUUUCCUACACAGUACAGUGUAUCAGUGAAACUUGUACAGGUUUCUGAUAUGAUAGUUACCUUCAGUGGUAUCGGUGAAAGUUCACAGUGGUUUGUCUCCCAUUGGUAACUUGUUGUGUUCUGUAGAGCAUCAACAUAGAGUACGGGUAUGUUAGUGACCCAUGUUGUUAUUGUUGCUAGUGUAUAAGGUUUCUAUGCACGUAGGUGUAGUAAAUGCACACACUUUUAUACAUGUAGAUUUUGUCCAUUUUACCCUGACACACAUGUUUACACAGCCUUUUAUAAAUCUCCAUGAUCAUUGACCAUUUCAACUUGUAAUGUCUACAGUUUAGUGUUCCUCAUAUUUUAAUAUAAUUUCUAUGUUGUUAAAAAAAUCUAAAAAAAAUCUUUUA
Molecule: messenger RNA, 15147 nt
Organism: Mercenaria mercenaria
Lineage: Eukaryota; Metazoa; Mollusca; Bivalvia; Venerida; Veneridae
Product: diacylglycerol kinase delta-like
Exons: 33
Coding region: 377-3958 (1193 amino acids)
Biological process (GO): lipid phosphorylation; intracellular signal transduction; diacylglycerol metabolic process
Molecular function (GO): ATP-dependent diacylglycerol kinase activity; protein binding
Source: RefSeq, a predicted model, not a curated record